Cyanistes caeruleus (blue tit) is the source of this 772-nucleotide messenger RNA. The record is from RefSeq and is a predicted model, not a curated record. NCBI's taxonomy places the organism in Eukaryota, Metazoa, Chordata, Aves, Passeriformes, Paridae.
GCUGCGAGCAUCAAAGCUCUCCGGAGCGUGGAGGCCAUGGUGGGGCGGAAUUUCUGCCGGUGUCUCUGAAACGAGGGCCUGCAAAACCAAGGGGUUUAACCUUUACAGUGCCAUGGUCUGGUGGGUACGGUGAUAUCCAUCCCCCUAGAGGUUGGACUUUUCCAACCUGUCUGAUUCUGUGAUUGUGUGGCACGGCGCAGAGAGUACGGCGGACAGGAUGGGUGUACAGGAACGUGGCAAACCCAGAGAGCGUCUCCGACCAUAUGUACAGGAUGGCGAUGAUGGCUUUGGUGACUGAGGACAAAGGCCUUAACAAGGACAGAUGCAUACGAUUAGCUUUGGUUCAUGAUAUGGCUGAAUGCAUCGUUGGAGAUAUUGCUCCUGCAGAUAAUAUCCCAAAAGAGGAGAAACACAGAAGAGAAGAGACAGCUAUGCAACAACUGACCCAGCUGCUAUCAGAGGACCUCGGAAAAGAAAUCUAUGAACUCUGGGACGAAUAUGAAAACCAGUCUACUGCAGAGGCCAAGUUUGUAAAGCAGUUGGAUCAGUGUGAGAUGAUCCUGCAAGCAUAUGAGUACGAAGAGUUGGAAAACACACCUGGCAGACUGCAGGAUUUUUUUGAUUCAACUGCUGGGAAGUUUGUUCACCCAGAAAUACUCCAGCUUGUAUCUCUGAUUAACACAGAAAGGAAAAAAAGAAUAGCUGCCACAUCUCACCCGCCUUCCUGAGGUGUUCCUAAAUGCUGCAGCCAUAAUAAAUACUUUGAUUUAUA